CAGAGAGGUUGUCGCGUAUUGGAUUUCAUUCAACAAUCGCUCAUUUUACGUUUUGACGCAUCGAUCGCCUUGUGGAAAGUUGCAGAGACGUUAAUCCGGCAGAUCGACACUUUCCUUAUCGAUCUCUUCUUUAUGUAAUUCACUUUCGCCACAUCAUCCGAACAGCAUCUGAUCUGACCUCCAGACCCAAACUGGCGAUAGCAAGAAGGCUGUGGCUUUGUGAAGUUCUAUACAGCAGCUUCCGCUGUCUAUGUGACAUUUAAGCCGCGCGAUAUGUGGUCGCGAAUGCACGAGAAUGGCUUAACUGAUCGCCUUCGUUCUCUGUAAUCCAAGCAUUCUUCGUUGAGCGGCUUGUUUGUUUAGAAGUGCUAGCCAAGAACGCAAAGACAGAGUUGUCAAGGAAAGGAAAACAGCUUGCGUAAAGGCUGCCUUUACACUUGAGCUGGGAACUGUUUAGAAACAAUAGGUUAUCUUUGUGGUGUAAUCGGUGACUUGACAGGCAGUAAUUGUCCGAGUGAUUGGCGUGCGCCGAGCUUUGCCUCGAGUGAAAUGAAUUCUCCGCUACUGGUCAGUGAAAUCUUGGGUGACCUGAACUAUCCACUUAAUUUUACGAACUGAAAGGAUCACAAAUAUUCUUGCUGGCGAUCGUUCAGGCUUCUAACACUGCAGUUUGGACGCAGGAGAAGCGCUGCGCGCAGCUGUGCUUGUUCAGGAACGGAAAGGCCCUUGGCUGAAGAAUGUGUUAUACCAAAACGGUUUCCUUGGAAUUUAUUCUAUCCCUGUUUGUGGUUGUUCACUGCAAAGACCCCCCUGUACUUCUUGCACCAGUAAAGCCAUUGUAUACGGUCCAUGAAGGACGAAACGUCAAAUUACGUUGCAAGUUCUCCGGAACAAAGGAUCCCCCCGAGAACAGGACCUUAACAGCGUGGCAAAGGCUUCCUGAGGGUAUGGUCAUCACCAAAAAGUUUCCGCGUUUUAGGACGAGGCUCGAAUAUUUGAAAAUAAAAAAGGUGCAGCCUUCGGACGAGGGGUUGUAUGCCUGUAUCGCUCACAAUUCUUUUGGGGUAACCAGACAAGAAAUCCGACUCGUAGUCAGAGAAUCAAACAGAAGUAUCAUCACAAAAAAAGAGACACCCAGUCCUACCCCGAUCACAUCAGUGCCAAGCAUCACUGCUAGAGAGCCGUCCAUUAAAAGUACAACCGACCGACCGAGAAUACCUUCUAAAAUACCAUUAAUGGAGUACCCACCAAAGUUCAAGGGUCCACCCAAAAGUCGCGUUCGCUUUCUAGAAUACGUCAAAGGUCACCAUAUUAGACUCAAAUGUCACGCAACAGGAGCGGUUCCCCUAAAUGUCACGUGGGUAAAGAAUAACAAGCCUUUGAGCCGCACUCACCGGUCGCACCUGAAGGCAAAAGGCUGGGUGUUAGGCUUUAAGGCAUUGACCAAUGAUGACGCUGGAACUUACUCUUGCACUGUGCAGAAUGCAUAUGGUAAAAUCGAAAAGACAUUUAUUGUCACAGUUGUUGAGAAUGGAAUUAAUAUUCCUCCCGAAAGGAAACCAAAGAUUUUAAGGCACUUUCUGAAGAACGAAACAGCUAUGGAAGGUGAAGACGUCAAGUUUGUGUGCUCUGCAGUAGCUAGGAGUCAUCCUGAUUUUCACCUUCUCAAAUGGAAACAACCCAGCAAUGUUUCGAACGGCACCGAUCCAUUUGACUUUGUUGACUUCACAAAGUCAAAGUACCAAGAGAUACGCGAGACUGCCAAGCAGCACACGGGUAACCGUAAACUUUAUACUCAUCGUUUUAUUGUCAGAAAUGUCACUUUGGCGGAUGAAGCCAGGUACACAUGCAUGGUGGGGAAUUCCGCUGGUUAUGUAUCCCAUAACGUGUUUCUAACUAUCAAGACACACGACGAUGAAGAAGUAGUCUUUGGUGGCAUGGGGAGGAAAUCUCCAGCACCACAAGAAGAUAAAGAAAUAUAUAUAGAGGAAGUUCCACUGGCCGCUUUAAUUGGAGUUCCAAUCGCCGUGCUUAUACUUUUAAUUGGAACAAUUGUAUGGUGCUAUUUCAUGACAAGAAAGCAUCACGCUCGUCAACAAUGGGCCAAUGAUACACUAGAUAAGAACCCAACAGCCAACGACGUAAUAAAAAAGGACUCACCGACGCAAUUAUACGCGCCGAAAAAAGUGAAAGAAGAGAUACGGAAUGUAAGUUUUAACAUUUAUGUUGACUGUCCGAAUGACAGACUUUCUCACACUGAGCAACAAUCAAGGACACACAUGGAGAGUGCAUUGUCGCACGAGAAGUGUGAUUCAUCGCGUGUGAAAUGUGAUUCAUCGCGCGUGAGAAAUGCACGAAAUCACAAAUGCACGAAAUUAAAAGAUCCGCCAUUGGACGGUCUUGUUGUUCACAGUGAACCUUCAAGAACUCAUUCAAACAGAACAGAGCACCGUAAGCGCCACGAAGAACGUGGGCUCGUACGCGAUGAAGCCAGCGGAUUCAAGUCCGAAAUAAAAUGUUCUGGUGUAUAAAAAGCCUGGAAAGGUUUUAAUAUGCUAGUUCUUCGUAAUAUGCGACUAGAUAAAACGGCCCACUAGCCAUCGCCUGCAAUACCUUAAUUCGGUUUCAGCGGCGCUACUUAAUCCGCGCUUGCCUUUCGUAACGGUCAAACGGUAACAGAAGAAUUGAAACAAACACUAACCACAUUGCUGGUAAGGCAAGAGUGACGACUGGCCAAAGUCAGGAGCUCUCAAUGUGUCCAGAGUAAUUAUCACAGUAUUCACUUUCGUAUUAUUCCCAUUUCAAAGUUUAUUUAUAACCUGAAAGCAAACAGAUCCCGACGCUUAUGAAAUAAGGGUGGCUUUCUUUUAUUCGGUAACCCCACUUUUGGGGCCUAAAUACAGCACGUGUAAACUGUCGAAUAAAAAAAAAUGAAUGACAACACUGGAAUAAAAUGUC
Pocillopora verrucosa is the source of this 2958-nucleotide messenger RNA. Its product is annotated as fibroblast growth factor receptor-like 1. The record is from RefSeq and is a predicted model, not a curated record. NCBI's taxonomy places the organism in Eukaryota, Metazoa, Cnidaria, Anthozoa, Scleractinia, Pocilloporidae. Gene Ontology annotation, molecular function: axon guidance receptor activity. Gene Ontology annotation, cellular component: neuronal cell body; plasma membrane; axon. Gene Ontology annotation, biological process: synapse organization; homophilic cell-cell adhesion.